Talaromyces atroroseus is the source of this 1071-nucleotide messenger RNA. RefSeq lists its product as hypothetical. Lineage: Eukaryota; Fungi; Ascomycota; Eurotiomycetes; Eurotiales; Trichocomaceae. Gene Ontology annotation, molecular function: hydrolase activity. The transcript has 2 exons. The coding region runs from base 1 to 1071 and encodes 356 amino acids. The record is from RefSeq and is a predicted model, not a curated record.
AUGGCCCAGCAUCGCAAGACCCGUAUUGUUUGCGUGUCGGAUACCCAUGGCUAUGCUCCAGCAGAAGCAGGCUUUGCCUUGCCCCGUGGCGAUGUUCUGAUACACGCCGGAGACCUUUCAAACAGAGGAACUAAGCCGGAACUUGAACGAACGUUCAAGUGGAUUGAGGAGGCAGAUUAUGAAGUGAAAAUUGUAAUUGCCGGAAAUCACGAUGUCUCCCUGGACCCAGCGUUCUAUGCCGAACAUGGAUCAGAAUUUCACUCGGACAAAGAGCACGCGACAUCAAUUGACCUAGUCAACAAAUCAAAGGGGGGGAUAAUCUUCCUUAAUCACGAAUCUGCUCUGAUCAGAUUGACACGACCAGAUGGUCCACGCACAAUGUUCAAAGUCUUUGGAUCCCCCUUUUCACGAUUCUCUGGCCUUUGGGCCUUCGGAUAUUCUGCUUCAUCGGCAGAGGAUGGUCGCAGAUUAUGGUGUCAAAUUCCGUCCGACACCGAUAUAUUGGUGACACAUACACCUCCAUUAGGGCUUUGUGAUCGACGCAGCUUAAGCGAUCACAUUAAUAUUGAUGAUGAUAGUGGAAUCGAGACCGUAGAUCAAAAGCACGGCUGCGAACAAUUAUUACAUGCUAUGGCUAGUGUUCGACCAAUGCUAGCUGUCUGCGGACAUGUACACGAGGGUCGAGGGUAUCAAAGAGUAAUGUGGACUGAAAAAGACAAUAAUGUCGGACCAGCGAUAGUUGAUGAAGACACGACGCCGUUGCCCUCUUCAGAUAGCAAGAAACAGAGUCUUAUUGACCUUACCGGGAAAAAGCAGAGACUAUUGCAAAACACAAGCAGGUGUGCAACCGCCUUGGUACGCGAAACUCACAAGGAGCAUUCAUCAUCGUCAGGUACUCUGAAUCGUGAUGAUGAUGAAGAUGAUGACGAGAAUGCUAGGAAGCCCUUACGGAAAGAGACAUGUAUUGUCAAUGCUGCUAUUAUGGCCAAGAGUUGGCCUUAUGUUGGCGGCAAGGCGUUCAAUCGGCCUAUUAUAGUUGAUAUUAAUCUCCCAGUUUGGAAUCAUCCAUAG